Molecule: messenger RNA, 1759 nt
Organism: Blepharisma stoltei
Lineage: Eukaryota; Ciliophora; Heterotrichea; Heterotrichida; Blepharismidae
Source: the annotation of a GenBank genome assembly
AUGUUAUCAAGACUUUGUCAGUCUGCUCGACGAUUGACCUUCAGGAGCUUUAGCACAGCAGGAGUAGCAUCAGAAGAGCCUAAUUUCUUGGAAAUGGUUAACAUUAACUACGAUAGGGCUUGCCAACAUCUUGAUAUUGACCCAGCUGUAUUAGAACUUAUCAAACGUUGUGACUCGUCGUUAACAAUGACAAUCCCAUUAAGGAGAGAUGACGGAGCUGUUGAAUAUUUCACAGCCUACAGAGCUCAGCACUCCAGACAUCGUACCCCAACCAAAGGAGGCACCAGGUAUGCCCCAGAUGUCGAUCUUGUCGAAGUGACUGCAUUGGCGUUCUUGAUGACCUUGAAGUGUGCCUGCGUCAACUUGCCUUUUGGAGGUGGAAAGGGUGGGAUCAAGCUGGAUCCGAAAAGUUUAAGUGUGGGAGAAUUGGAAAGACUGACUAGAAGAUAUGCAAUUGAGCUGGCGAAGAAAGGAUUUUUAAAUCCAGCCACAGAUGUACCAGGACCUGACCUUGGAACUGGAGAAAAAGAAAUGGCUUGGAUGAUGGAAGCUUAUAGAUUUUAUAAUUAUGACAAUAUAUAUGCAACUGCAACUACAACUGGGAAACCAGUUUCCUUUGGAGGGAUCUCAGGGAGAACUGAGUCCACUGGUCUUGGUCUUUAUUACUGUCUUACUCUUCCUUAUUUAAUAUCGAGCAAAACUAAUAUUUUUUUAAGAAUAUUUGUUUAUAUAUUCUUGUAAUUUUUCUAAAUCUUUUGUUUAAUUUAUUUUAAUUAUAUUUGUAAUGAUUUAAAACAUCUUCUAUUUUUAAAACAAAAAUAUUUGAUACAAGUGUCUGCUUAUUGAUUUUCUCUUUAAAUUUCUAUAUAGCAUAAUUUUUAAAAUAUUAAAAUCAACAUUUUUUGAUGAAAUUAUUUCCAAUUAAUAAAGUCAAAAACAGUUCUUUAUUUAAAUUCGGGACAAAUUUAGAGAGUUCCUUAAUGAUCCUUACUAUACAAACCCAGUAGGCUUAAAAACUGGAAUAAAAGACAAGUCUUUGAUUGUCCAAGGCUUUGGAAAUGUAGGCUACUGGGCAACCAAUUUCUUAGAAAAAGAUGGCGCUAAGCUAUUAGGUGUCAUUGAAAGAGAUGGAGCCGUCUUUAAUGAAAGUGGUAUUUCAGUCGAUGAAGUCAAGAAAUAUUUGAUUAAAAAAGGUACUCUUAAAGGAUUCCCUAAAGCUCAGUUCUACGAGGACGUCCAAGACGUUUUUAAAAAGCCAUGCGAUGUGCUUAUUCCUGCAGCUGUUGAAAGAUCAAUCACAGGCAAAAAUGCUGUAAACUUCCAAUGCAAAAUUGUAGCUGAAGGUGGGAAUGGCCCUACAACUCCGAGAGGAGAAGACGUUCUUGCCUCAAAAGGCAUCCUUGUGCUUCCAGAUUUAUUGAUGAAUGCUGGAGGUGUGACUGUUUCUUAUUUCGAAUACGUCAAAAACCUAGGCUUUAUCAGACCAGGAAUGCUCACCAGAAAGCUCGAAUCCACCACAAAUAAAUGGAUCAUCGAUAAAGUCAUGCAAGGCGACACAAAACCAAGCAAAGGAACCAUCAGCAAAAUUCUUGACGGCCCAAGCGAACAAGAUUUGGUGUACUCUGGGCUAGAAGACGUCAUGUGUGAAGCUGUCGCUGAAACCAAGAAAACAAGCCAAGAAAAAGGGGUUUCUCUGAGGCUUGCAGCAUAUACAAAUUCCAUCAAAAGAAUUUAUGACUCAAUGAAGCUAACUCUUUAG